Lineus longissimus is the source of this 1001-nucleotide messenger RNA. Its product is annotated as mediator of RNA polymerase II transcription subunit 8-like. The transcript is spliced from 6 exons. Lineage: Eukaryota; Metazoa; Nemertea; Pilidiophora; Heteronemertea; Lineidae. Gene Ontology annotation, molecular function: RNA polymerase II cis-regulatory region sequence-specific DNA binding; transcription coregulator activity. Gene Ontology annotation, cellular component: core mediator complex; mediator complex. The record is from RefSeq and is a predicted model, not a curated record. The coding region runs from base 84 to 836 and encodes 250 amino acids. Gene Ontology annotation, biological process: regulation of transcription by RNA polymerase II.
CAGCGCGGAGAGUGUGCCGUAGUCUAUUUUGAAGUGUCUUCGUUUCAUCAACUAGAUACGAAUUUUGAUUGUUAUCAAUAAGUAUGCAGAGAGAAGAAAAGCAGCUGGAGGCCUCCCUCGAUGCCAUCACUCAGAAAGUGCGAGAUCUCAAGAACUCACUGACCACGUUUCUCCUCAAGCUUGAGCAUGAAUAUGAGGUCUUGAACUGGCCAACAGUAUUGGACAGCUUUGCUCUCAUCUCAAGUCAGUUAAACAGUUUGAACAAGAUCCUCAAGAGUGACAAAUGUCCCAUGUUAAGGAAUCGUGUUCUGCUCGCUCUCAGAUUGUCUGCCGAUCAUGACCCAGAACUAGAGAAAUUAACCGAAGGUCGAGUGCUAGCGUUCAAUCAUGAAGUCGUGCCGGACUAUCUGCGUACAAAGCCGGAACCAGAGGUGGAGGAGCGUGUGAAUCAGAUGAGCGUCAAAGCCAGCCAGCUUCCUCCUGAUGCCUUACAGAAACAAAUCACAGCUCUCAACAAGAUCUCAAAUCACAUCUUAGAUAUCAUCAACACUAAUCGAGAAGAAUGGGAAAGUGAAGUCAAUGCAAAACAGCAACAGCCUCAGACGUCCUCUCUGACAGACACGAAUGCCUUGAUUGCUGCCGCAAGCUUUGGGAAAGGUUUGAAAGCAUUACGCAGAUCAGACAGUGGUUCCGGGGGACCAACACCACCGCCUACAAUUCCUACCCCUCAACAACCACAAAUUCCCACCCCUAACAUCAACAUCAGCAAGGCACCAAGUUCAAUAAAGACUACCAUCAAGUCAGCUGGAGGAGUACAUCCUUACCAACGGCCAUGAAUGUUUGGAGUGACGGUUCUUGCUUUCAUGUAUUCUUGGCAUUGCCACGGACAGUCUGUUCACAGGUUCUAUUGAUGUACAUGUAUGUGUUGAUAUCUGUGUACAUAUGUAUCUUUCCUCAUGGAAUAAAAGUUCUCAUGACAUGUACAGCCAUGAUUUUGUCAA